This is a messenger RNA of Neolamprologus brichardi, 1910 nucleotides long. Its product is annotated as histone deacetylase 2. Lineage: Eukaryota; Metazoa; Chordata; Actinopteri; Cichliformes; Cichlidae. Gene Ontology annotation, cellular component: NuRD complex. The record is from RefSeq and is a predicted model, not a curated record. Gene Ontology annotation, molecular function: histone deacetylase activity. Gene Ontology annotation, biological process: heterochromatin formation.
CAGCGGCUUUCCGCCGUGUGUAAUUAUGUGUUGAUGCCGUCCAUCCCAUCUUCUGUCUGCUGAAGUAAAUUCAAACCAACUUUUUAUUUCUAGAGGUACUUUUAAAAUGGCUUACACGACCACAGGCGGGACCAAGAAGAAGGUCUGCUACUACUACGACGGUGACAUAGGAAAUUAUUACUAUGGACAGGGGCACCCCAUGAAACCACAUCGUAUACGGAUGACCCACAACUUACUUCUGAACUAUGGACUGUACAGGAAGAUGGAGGUCUAUAGGCCACACAAAGCCACUGCAGACGAGAUGACAAAAUAUCACAGUGAUGACUACAUCAAGUUCCUCCGAUCCAUACGACCAGACAACAUGUCAGAGUUCAGCAAACAGAUGCAGAGGUUCAAUGUUGGGGAGGACUGUCCAGUAUUCGAUGGCUUGUUUGAGUUCUGCCAACUGUCUGCUGGUGGUUCAGCUGCUGGCUCAGUGAAGCUGAACCGACAGCAGACAGACAUUGCAGUGAAUUGGGCAGGAGGACUCCACCAUGCAAAGAAAUCGGAGGCCUCAGGGUUCUGUUACGUCAAUGACAUUGUGCUGGCCAUCCUGGAGCUGCUCAAGUACCACCAGAGGGUGCUGUACAUCGACAUAGACAUCCACCAUGGAGAUGGAGUGGAGGAGGCCUUCUACACAACAGACAGAGUUAUGACUGUGUCCUUCCAUAAAUAUGGGGAGUACUUCCCUGGAACUGGUGACCUUCGGGAUAUUGGAGCUGGAAAAGGCAAAUAUUACGCUGUCAACUUCCCAAUGCGGGAUGGCAUAGAUGACGAGUCAUAUGAGCAAAUCUUCAAGCCUGUGAUGGCUAAGGUGAUGGAGAUGUACCAGCCCAGUGCUGUGGUUCUUCAGUGUGGUGCAGACUCUCUCUCAGGAGACCGCCUCGGCUGCUUUAACCUCACCAUCCGAGGGCAUGCCAAAUGUGUGGAAUACAUCAAGUCCUUCAACCUGCCACUGCUCAUGCUGGGUGGAGGAGGAUACACCAUUCGAAAUGUGGCCCGAUGCUGGACCUAUGAGACAGCUGUGGCUCUGGACACUGACAUCCCUGACGAACUGCCAUACAAUGACUACUUUGAGUACUUCGGGCCUGACUUCAAGCUCCACAUUAGCCCCUCCAACAUGACCAACCAGAACUCACAGGAAUAUAUGGACAAAAUCAAGCAGCGGCUGUAUGAGAACCUGCGGAUGCUGCCUCAUGCUCCAGGGGUGCAGAUGCAAGCCAUCCCGGGGGAUGCUGUCCCAGAUGACACAGUGGAUGAGGACACAGAGGAUCCUGACAAACGCUUGUCCAUCCGUGCUACAGAUAAAAGAAUAGCCUGUGACGAAGAGUUCUCCGACUCUGAGGAUGAAGGGGAGGGAGGCAGGAGGAACGCAGCCAAUCACAAGAAAGGAGCCAAAAGGCCCAGAGUGGACGAGGACAAACAGGAAGGAGAGGAGAAGAAAGCUGAUAUAAAAGAAGAAGAGAAGACAAAAGACAGCAGUGCUGAGAAGACUGACUCAAAGAGUGUGAAAACCGAGCAGACCAGCAGUACCUAAAGUGUUCCUAUCCAAAGAUCUUAACUGGUGCUGUCCAGCUUCGAGGAUCCUGCACUUCCCCGAAACACCAUUAAGAAGCAUUAUAUUUAUUAUGACUCUUCGUUUUCUACUUGUAAAUUGUCUCUUUGUGUUGUGUGUGAGUGGUUAUCCUGAAUUCAGCCCUUGAAUUUGCCAGAUUUGGUUCUCUUUAAACCAUGUGAAUCCAAUGUGCUUGAUCUUCUGAAUCAGCUCUUUUGUCGUUAAACAAGGGUUUAAACCCUUACAUGAACCUGUAAUGAUUUUACAGCUGAAUUUUAAUAUUUUGUUUUUGUCAAUAAAAUUUUUUUAUACUGUU